Closterium sp. NIES-67 is the source of this 3049-nucleotide messenger RNA. The record is from the annotation of a GenBank genome assembly. NCBI's taxonomy places the organism in Eukaryota, Viridiplantae, Streptophyta, Zygnematophyceae, Desmidiales, Closteriaceae.
GCAGGGUUCCAUCACAUGUGAGAGCCCGAGACAGCCCUGAACCAAUAACACAACUCAAUUGUCAAAUCUCCAGCACAGGCAAGGCAGAGAAAACGCUGAGGCAACCCUGAAAGCUCAGCUGAUUGGGUUGUCCUGAGCUGACUCAACCUUGCCUGACGCUCGCCUGACAAGAGACGAGCUUCAAGACCAGAACCGACCAGCUCCGUAAGAGCCACCAGCUGGUGGAGCUUGGAAGAAAGAGCCUCUUUUCUUGGCAGCGCGGAGAUUGCAUAGCUGAACGCCAAACACAGAACUGUGGUCCUGUUUAAAGUUUUCGCAAUGGCCCCGAAUGAGCCGUCUUUUGCCGCGAGGAAGGCUGUGCCGAUGGGAACCUACGCGCUGCCGUCAAAGGCGACUUGGUCAGCCAUGACCCCGUCGUACGUGGCUCCUCACCUGUCUCCACCGUCGCUACCUCCCUGUCAGCUCGCCACUCGUCAGCUCCCCCCGCUCCUUCCUCCACCGCAUCCGCGCGCUUUCAUCCCUACCGACCACCACCCCUACUCCUGGUCCGAGCCCCCUUCAUCCUCGAUGGCGAACCGGCCAUUGUUUCGCGCAUCUGUCGCCAUUCGGGGGUCACGAGCAGGUUCGGUUCCGUCAGUCCCGCCGUCGGCGACGGGUUGUGCUGCGAGCGCUGGCGUUCCCUGGAGCAGGAGUGGCGGGAGGACUGACAGUGGUCAUCGGCAGUCGGUCGAAUCCUCGCAUCAGCACGAACCCCUUUUCGCGUUACGGUCUCCACUUCUGGCAAUGUCGAAGCAUCUGCAGCGUUCACAUCAGUGUCAAGCGCUUGAACGGAAUGCAGUAGAGCAGAGAAAUUCCUGUCAGGAGCACCUGCACGGGGUGGUUUCCGAGGACAAGCCCAGUCCAAAGGCCAUUCCUUGUCAAGGAACCAGUGAAGGAAAAAGUUCGGAGCAGACGAAUCCAGGAGCGUCGGAAGGCAAGCUGGUGGUGGAGGAGGUGGAGAUUCUCGAGUUCUCCAAUGACGACAUUGCAGGCCCGAUUAACCAGAAGCCGCUGACUGUGCCUCAGGAUGCGCCCUUAGACCUGAUGCAGGAGGAGCUGCUACCUCCCGCCGCUCUUUCCAUGGGUGGCCUUGAUUUCCCUUACGACUGGUCAACAUUCUCCUCUCAGGACCCAGAACCAGAGUCUUUGGAAACCCCCAGGGGAGAGCUCCCCACAAUCGCCUCUUUGGAGUCUCUCCAGGAGGAGGGUGUUGGCAGCCCUGUGUCAGUCCUGAGGCGGCAUGGCAGCUCGCCAGGCUCAGCAACCUCUCUCAGCGACAAGCCUCUUGAAACCGUGCAUUCGAGCAACAGUCUGCACUCGGGCGACAAUCUCGAUCUGCAUUUGGGAGGGCUGGCUGGCCGGGUUCUUCUGUACCCGGAAUUUGGCCAAGAAGAGGGAGCGGAUUUCAGUGGGGUGAUGGAGGACGACGAAAUGUGGGCUUCUCUGAGUUCACCCGAAGCUUCGGAGGGCUGGCUCGCUGCCGCGUGCCUUGCUACCUGCUGGCCCAAGGCGCCGCGGUCGAAGAGACGCCGGGUUUCCAUGGAGGCGUCUGGCACUGAUGCUAGUGCGCCGUCUGCAUCAGUUGGUGCUGCCGCGAGUGAUGAGGGCAAGGGGCCCGGCGACCUGAUUGAGGGCUUCACUGUGGCUGAUUCUGCAAAUUUAGACGGCCUCCAAGCAGCUGCUUCUGAGUCCAUGGCAUCCGAGCCAACCGUAUUUGCGUCUGCGUCCGCUUCUCUCUUCUCGGGCUAUAUCCCCCAUGCGCUCUCGUGCAACUCUCUGUCAGCUGUCGCUGCGCCCCAGUCAGCAUCUGCGUCAGCAGCGGCAGCAACUUCGUGGGUCCAGCCGCGCACAGCGUUCCUGCAGGCCCUUCUGGAGGACGUCAGGAGGCCAAAGCGUGUGCGUGGCUCCGCUGCUUCCGCUUCUACUUGGCGGUAUGUAGCGGUGGAGGACCACCACGAUGGGGCAAGCAGCGAUGGCUAUGCUGGGCAAACUCGGGGGCCCCUUCGCACCCCAAAGUUCAAGAGAGAUGCUGCAACUGCGUUUGGCCCCACGGCUCUCGGCGUGCUUCAUCUGCUGCCUGGUUCUUCCAGCAGUGCGAGCCUCUACACCUCGGAAUCCGCUGAGGCGUGGAACUCACCCUCGGGUUCUGGUUCCCCUGGCUGGUCCGACACAGUUGCUGCAAGUGCAGCUGGUGCUGGUCCUGCUGGUGCCGGCUCUGGAUGGUUCAGGACGAACAGCACCAGCAGCCUCGAGAGCUUCUCGGGCACUUCAAACGCCAGCGCCAUCCCUUCUCUAGCCCUGCCGCUGCCGGCUUUUGUCAGCAAUGUCAGCGGUGGCGUGCGCCGGUGUGUGCACUGCAAGUCAACCAAGACCCCCCAGUGGAGGAUGGGACCUGCAGGGCCGAAGACCCUGUGCAAUGCUUGCGGCGUGCGGUUCAAGAAGGGAAAGCUCUGUCCCGAGUACCGGCCGGCCAACAGCCCAGAGUAUGAGGAGAGCAAGCACUCGAACCAGCACCGCAAGAUCCUUGCCAUGCGCAGCAGCAGCAUGGCCGCUGCUGCCAGCUGAUUUCUGUGGCCCUUCUUGCUGCUGGGAAGUGCUUCAAGUGGUUGAGCGGAAGUUCGCCCCUAAGGGGAGUCAUGGCUGGCUGGAUGACUUGCAAGCCUUCACUUCCAGUGCCUACAACGUCCACUCUAGGUUUUGGGUCGAGGUGACCCGGUCAGCAUGGCUUGCCUUUUGGAUUGUUUGAGUGCAUUCUUGAGCUGCAGGUUGUAGACCUCUGCUGGUUUGCAUUUUUUGUGUAGUGUCUGUUUUGGUCUUGCACCUGCAAUCACAUUGGAUUGCAUCUGAAAUCGGUGCCUGUUGUGUUGGGCUGAAAAAGGGGGCUAGGAUCUUUUCAGAGAAUAAGUCCCACCUGUAUGGAAUACUUGAGUGGUGCAGCGGAAGUGUUGAGUAGUCGAACCCUUGCACUAGUAUGUGAGAGCAAGUGAUUGAUUAAAAGAAACAAGCAUAC